AUGGCAGCAAGAAAUGCAGACUCCAUGACCAACGCCCAGGGUGAAUUCAUGCCUCGCAAGCCCCGCGAUGAACCCAUGGAGAAGCACGGUCACCAAAUAGGCCAAAAAGUCUCGCCAGCAGAUCACGCCCCCGAAUUCACCGCCAAAACCCUUCCCCCAGGCACAGCCCCAGCAAAUGCAACGUACCAACCAAAUCCAGUGGGCGAAGUUCCAGGACAAGCUCUGAAUGACAACGUCAACCGCUCCCACGGCAAAGAAGGCGUCCGCACCGACCCUCUAAGCACACUGCCCGGCGCCACAUCUGCCGACGUGCACACGGGCCUCGGCCACCCGGGCCAGGGACAGACAUCGACCGAACUCCGUCACGAAGGACACCACACAGCCAGCAAAGCGACCUCGGGCCCAGAGGGCGCAGGUGCAACGGGCGGCUCAGGCGUCCGGGACUCCAAUGACGUGAACCCCGGGUUUCGACGCCUCCAGCAGGAGGGCAAUCACCCUCGAGGGCCCAUCUCGGGACACAAUGUGAGCAGGACGGGCGCCGAAGCCAAGGAGCCCGUAAGCGCAGAGUUCGUCGCCGCAGAGGGUGCAAAAGCUGGCGAGCACACAGAAUAUUCCAAGGCCAAGGGCGCGACGGGCGUGUCCGACCGGGGGGCGGCAAAUCCUCGCGAGUAA
Molecule: messenger RNA, 672 nt
Organism: Cladophialophora bantiana CBS 173.52
Lineage: Eukaryota; Fungi; Ascomycota; Eurotiomycetes; Chaetothyriales; Herpotrichiellaceae
Exons: 2
Coding region: 1-672 (223 amino acids)
Source: RefSeq, a predicted model, not a curated record